Molecule: messenger RNA, 2127 nt
Organism: Lynx canadensis (Canada lynx)
Lineage: Eukaryota; Metazoa; Chordata; Mammalia; Carnivora; Felidae
Gene: NEU4
Product: neuraminidase 4
Exons: 4
Coding region: 295-1737 (480 amino acids)
Biological process (GO): oligosaccharide catabolic process; ganglioside catabolic process
Cellular component (GO): cytoplasm; lysosome; membrane
Molecular function (GO): exo-alpha-sialidase activity
Source: RefSeq, a predicted model, not a curated record
UGGACCUCCUCAUGACCCCAGCUUUGCUCAGGAGCCCGAGGGACUGGUCCCCGGCACCCAUAGGUGGCCUGCUAGGGACCUGGAAUUCAGGCCCCUUCUCUGCAGGAGCCCCACUGGUGCCCCCUCUUGGUUUCAGCAGGCCACCCCCCGUCUCCUGGCCACUCCCAAGAGCCCCCUGACCCCCAGGUCUGAGCAGGGUGGUGGCGGCAGCUGGGGCACCUUCCCCGAGAAGCCUGCGGCCGUGGGUGUGGGACGCAAGCUCCUUCUGUCUCUGAGGCUCCUUCCUGCGUGAGCAUGGGGGCCCCGCGCGUCCCCGAGCGGACAGUGCUCUUCCAGCGCGAGAGGAGCGGCCUGACGUACCGCGUGCCCGCGCUGCUGCCCGUGCCCCCCGCGCCCACCCUGCUGGCCUUCGCGGAGCAGCGGCUCAGCCCCGACGACGCGCACGCGCACCGGCUGGUGCAGAGACGGGGCACGCUGGCGGGGGGCUCCGUGCGGUGGGGCGCCGCGCGCGUGCUGGGGACGGCCGCCCUGGAGGAGCACCGGUCCAUGAACCCCUGCCCCGUGCACGACGCGCGCACGGCCACCGUCUUCCUCUUCUUCAUCGCCGUGCGGGGCCGCACCCCCGAGGCCGCGCAGAUCGCCGCGGGCAGGAACGCCGCGCGCCUCUGCUGCGUGACCAGCCGGGACGCGGGGCGCAGCUGGGGCGCCGCCCGGGACCUCACGGAGGAGGCGGUGGGGGGCGCCGAGCAGGACUGGGCCACAUUUGCCGUGGGCCCGGGCCAUGGCAUCCAGCUGCGCUCAGGCCGCCUGCUGGUGCCUGCCUACACGUACCACGUAGACCGGCGGGAGUGCUUUGGCAAGAUCUGCAGGACCAGCCCGCAUGCCUUCACCUUCUACAGUGACGACCACGGUCGCACCUGGCGCCACGGAGGCCUGGUGCCCAACCUUCGCUCGGGCGAGUGCCAGCUGGCCGCGGUGGACAGCGGGCAGGCCGGCCACAUCCUGUACUGCAACGCCCGGAGCCCCCUGGGGAGCCGCGUGCAGGCGCUCAGUGCGGACGAGGGCACCUCCUUCCUGCCCGGGGAGCUGGUGCCCGCCCUGGCCGAGACCGCCCGGGGCUGCCAGGGCAGCGUCCUUGGCUUCCCUGCCCCACUCUUUAGCAGGCCGAGGAAUGGUAGAUGGCCAGUGGGUGCCGGGAGCCACUCCUACUCUCCACACCUCUGUCUUGGAGUCCAGGAACCCUCAGAGGAGGGUACUGGAGACACCCAAGGGGCCCAGGGGCCCAGCGGGAUGGAGGGAUGUAGGGACAGCCCCGAAGAGCCUGGCCUGGGGCCUGGGCUCAGUGGGAUCAUGGCGGCCUGGACCUCGAAGGUCCCCGGGCCCCCUGCCACCCUGUCUCAGAGCCCCACCUGGCUGCUGUAUUCCCACCCGGUGGGGCGCAGGGCUCGGCUCCAUAUGGGAAUCUAUCUGAGCCGGUCCCCCCUGGAUCCCCACAGCUGGACGGAGCCCUGGGUGAUCUAUGAGGGGCCCAGCGGCUACUCUGAUCUGGCAUCCGUCGGGCCAACUGUCAAGGGAGCCCUGACCUUUGCUUGUCUGUUUGAGAGUGGGGCCAGGGUCUCCUACGAGGAGAUCUCCUUCUGCAUGUUCUCCCUUGGUGAGGUCCUGCAGAACCUGCCGCCGGGCCCCAAGCCACCCGGCCUCGGGGACAAGCGUCUGGAGCGCUGCCGGCCUUCCUGACAGGCUCUCUGGUCUGACCCAUUUGUACAUACCUCAUAGUAUGCUUUGAAAUAAGAAACAAAAGUGGGCAGACUUCUAGGAGACAUAGAUCCACAGUUACAGUAGAAAAUUGUAGAUACAAGUCUCAAUGACUGACAGAGUGAGCAGACAAAAUCAGGCUGCACACAGAAGCUUUGGCCAACUUGCCCAAGAAGCUUCACUCAGUGGACACACGCACAGCACUGCACAGAACAGAAUCUACAGUCUGUUGGAGUACACGUAGGUGUGAAAAUUGACAUUAUAUUGGAUUAUGAAGUCAAGUCUCUAGAAGACUUAAAGGAUUGAAAAGUACAGUGAAAUUGAGCUGGAAAUGAAAACAAAAGGAAACUUAAAAUCUUCCUUGUGGGGGCA